AUUAUUCCAUCAUAUUAUGAUCGAGAUACAGGAUGGUAUCCUUGACAAAGGUACCAAAAAUAAUUUGCCGAGGGAAGAUGAGGAUCGAAUGAAACAUUUACUUGAAAAAUUACAAUUAACUCAAACAAAACUAUAUGAAUCUAAAAAUAAUUGCACUAGUCUUAAACAAGAAAUUAAUAAAUUGAAUAAGUUAUUAUAUAGCGAAGUCGGUGAAAAUAUAAAUUUGAAUAAUUUACCGAAUCAAUUCGGAUGGCGUGGAAGAGCUGAACAAAUCCAUCUAUUACACCAAAAAAUAACUGAACUGCAAUCAAAAUUAUCGGAAUAUGAAGGAACGCAAAAAACAUCUAUUGAACGAAAAAAUUUUGAGAAUCUUCGAAAUGUUGAAAAAGAAAGACGGCGUCAAAUUGAAGAUUCAAUAAAACAACUUCGACAAACGGAAGUCAUUGUUGAAGAAUAUAGAAGAAAAUUAGAAGCUUUAAGAGCAAGAAUAAAAGUAUUAGAACAUGAGUUGAAUGGCAAAAGGAAUAUUGCUAUAUUAAAUGAAAAAAGAUCUCACGAUAUUCAUUUAAUUGAGACACUCAACAAUCAGCUUAAAACUAUCGAAAUAAAACAUGAAGAACGCGAGACAGAUACAAGAAACAAAUCAGAGAAGAUUGAACGUGAAUACACGAACUUGAAAAAUGAUUUACAGUCAGCACAACUUCAAAUUGAUCGAUUGCGUAAAAAAUUAGAAGAACGAGAAAUCGAAAUAGAUAAAUUAAAGAACGGAACGGUCCCCAAUAUAUGGGAGAUAAAAUCUCGAAAAAUUAUGCAACCGGAAAUAUUCUUAAAUAAUACUUCUUUUAACAAUAAUACUUCUCCUCAUACUAUUCGAAGUACAUGUGAACCUAACGAGUAUGUAACUUUAGCUCUUGCCGCUGAAGCUGAAAGAAAGAGAUUGCUGGAAUUAAUAACAAUACUUAAUAGACGACUAGAUAAAGAAAAAAAUGACGCUGAUAUUCUUUCUAAUAUCUUACGUAAUGAAAAACACAAAUCGGCAAAAUUAGAGUUAAAAAUUCGAAAAUUGGAGACAGAGAAAAUAGGAAUUGUUAAGAUCGAUACUGGAUAUAGAACAAAAUUACCAAAAUUAUCAAAAACUAGUGAUAAAUUAAUGGAUACAGAACAAAUGCGACUUAAAAUGGAAUUAUUACAAGAAGAAUGUCUCGCGUUAAAAGCUAGAUUAGAUGCUGUACAAAAAGACAAAGUUGCCGAUCUUGCAACUUAUAAACAAAUGUUUGAGGAAGUCAGAAAAAUUUUUUAUGAAGCCUACAGGAGCAAAUCAUCAGCUCCUAUUGGCAGUCGUUCAACUAUUACAAUUUAAUUAAAAUCAAAAACUUUUUUGAACGAUGUGUAUUAUUCUAAAAUAAAAUAUAAUUUAAUUAAACGAUGAAAAAUUUAUCAUGAUGAAUAAAACAUGAUCUUAUUAGUAAAUCAUGAAUUGAUCAGCGAUGCCUAUUCUUCCUUCCGAUCGGAAUUGUGUAAGAACUACAAAAUCGUGUACGAUGAUGUAACUAGGAUACGAGAUAAGGUGCAACGCACCACGUAAACGCGCGUGACAUCGUCAAAGCAACGGUUCCGUUUCUGUCUUUUAUUAUUUUUUUUUUCUUUUCUUUUUUAUAGAACCUGUGUUUACUCUGAACCACAGCAUUAACUCUUGCUAUUGAUAUCGCUCGUCAGUUUUACAUCCAUGGAUUUAUAAUUAUUUUUUUCCAAAGAUUUUAAAAAAUGAAUUGACG
This is a messenger RNA of Apis florea (little honeybee), 1775 nucleotides long. RefSeq lists its product as uncharacterized. Gene Ontology annotation, cellular component: centriolar satellite. NCBI's taxonomy places the organism in Eukaryota, Metazoa, Arthropoda, Insecta, Hymenoptera, Apidae. Gene Ontology annotation, biological process: cytoplasmic microtubule organization; non-motile cilium assembly. The record is from RefSeq and is a predicted model, not a curated record.